UCAAGAAACAAAACAAAUAAAUUAAAAAAAAAUAGUAAUAUUAAUAGUAAAUAAAUUUUUUAUUAAAGAAUGGGUGCAUAUUUUGGAGCUUUUACCGUUUUUAUUUUCUGUUUAUUGGGAUUUUCAGCCAAUGCUGUAUACAUCACCAUUGGCUCCUCUCCAGGUUCUGACAUUACUCAGGCACUUCUGAAAGCAUUCACAACAGCAUGCCAAUCUCCAACACCGAGCAGAGUGGUGAUCCCAAAAGGAGAGUUCAAGCUUGGUGAGAUCCAGAUGAGGGGUCCAUGCAAAGCUCCAGUGGAGAUCACCAUUCAAGGCACUGUCAAAGCUGAUGGUAACGCGAUCCAGGGAAAGGACACAUGGAUUGUCUUUGGCAACAUUAAUGGCUUUAAGUUGAACGGAGGUGGAGCUUUCGAUGGUGAAGGAAACGCAGCUUGGAGAGUUAACAACUGUCACCAGACUUUCAACUGCAAGAAACUUCCCAUCAGUAUAAGGUUUGAUUUCGUGGAGAACGCUGAGAUCAGAGACAUAUCUUCAAUAGAUGCCAAGAACUUCCACAUCAACGUGCUCGGUGCCAAGAACAUGACCAUGGAUCACAUCAACAUCAUUGCCCCAAAAGACAGUCCCAACACUGACGGUAUCCAUUUGGGAAGAAGUGACGGAGUCAAGAUCCUUAACACAUUCAUCUCCACCGGAGACGACUGUAUAUCCGUUGGAGAUGGGAUGAAGAACCUUCACGUGGAGAAAGUCACGUGCGGUCCAGGACAUGGAAUCAGUGUCGGAAGCCUUGGAAGGUACGGAAACGAACAGGAUGUCAGCGGCAUUAGAGUCAUAAACUGCACUCUCCAACAGACUGACAACGGACUGAGGAUCAAGACAUGGCCUUCUGCAGCUUGCUCCACCACCGCCUCCGAUAUUCAUUUCGAGAAUAUCAUUCUCAAGAACGUUAUGAACCCAAUCCUCAUCGACCAAGAGUACUGCCCUUGGAACCAAUGUAACAAGCAGAAACCAUCAACGAUUAAGCUUGCCAACAUCAGCUUCAAGCAGAUCAGAGGAACAUCAGGGAACAAGGAUGCAGUGAAGCUAUUGUGCAGCAGGGGAUACCCAUGCCAAAACGUUGAGAUUGGAGACAUUGACAUUAGGUACAGCGGAGCAGAUGGUCCAGCGACUUUCCAGUGCUCAAACGUGAGCCCCAAACUCAUGGGAACUCAGAGCCCUAAAGCUUGCAGUGGUCCAGUGACCAACUUACCCCAAUAAGUAGAAGCUCAAAAAAUAUUAAACUAAAACACCCAUUCAUUAUUUGUUUUGUUUCCUACACCCAAUUUAAUUUAUAUGGUCUAUGAUGUAUGCUCUCAUUCUUUCUAAUUCAAUAUAAAUGCAUUCAUUAUGCCUUUUU
Molecule: messenger RNA, 1396 nt
Organism: Brassica napus (rape)
Lineage: Eukaryota; Viridiplantae; Streptophyta; Magnoliopsida; Brassicales; Brassicaceae
Product: polygalacturonase-like
Exons: 3
Coding region: 70-1257 (395 amino acids)
Biological process (GO): carbohydrate metabolic process
Molecular function (GO): polygalacturonase activity
Source: RefSeq, a predicted model, not a curated record